Messenger RNA from Pseudogymnoascus verrucosus, 4315 nucleotides. RefSeq lists its product as uncharacterized. Gene Ontology annotation, biological process: innate immune response. Lineage: Eukaryota; Fungi; Ascomycota; Leotiomycetes; Thelebolales; Thelebolaceae. The record is from RefSeq and is a predicted model, not a curated record. Gene Ontology annotation, cellular component: cytoplasm. The transcript is spliced from 4 exons. The coding region runs from base 223 to 3096 and encodes 957 amino acids. Gene Ontology annotation, molecular function: protein binding.
ACACCACCCGGUGCCGUUGCCGCUGUGGAGCCUUCUACAGCCAGGCACGAACCAUUUACCUUGUGUGACGGGAUUUGACUACAUCUUUAUUACUUGGGGGUGCUCGUUCAGUGCGCAGCAACCCUCAUCGGGUUAAGCGCAAGCGAUAAGCUCAUUUGCAUGAGUGUAACAACCCCUCCACCACCAUUCCCCUCCACGAAGAACGAGUAGGUCAAAAUCACAAUGAGCUUUGGUUUCAGCGUAGGCGACAUUAUUGCAGCGGUCGAGCUUGCCAACAGAAUCCGAAAGGAAUUCGUCAAUGCGCCAAGUCAAUUUAAGGCCAUCUCUGACGAGGCGAGAAGUCUUUCUAUCGUGCUUCAAGAUGUUGAAGAUCGACUGUCUGGACCGGAUCUCGAUGAGAAACAGGCGAAGGAACUGAGGGAAAUCACCAAUAGCUGCUGUGACGUUCUUAGUGAGCUGAAAAGAACGCUGGACAAGUACAGUGAGCUAAAGUCGGGCUAUGCAGGUGCCGGGAGCAGAGCGAAAAGAAUCUGGAAUAGACUUAAAUGGGAACCGGACGAUAUAAAGGAGCUUCGAAGUCGUAUUAUCGUGAAUGUUACCCUCUGGAACGCAUUUCAAGGGAAAUUUGACAGUCAAAUAUCUGUAGGGAUACUAGCCAGCUUGGAUCAGUUGCAUGUGCGGCAAGACAGUCAAGAACGGCAUAAAGAACAUGAUGUUGUUCUUGACUGGAUUACCCCACUCAACUAUGGACCUCAGCAUAACGACUUUAUUAAUCGGCGGCAUGUAGGAACUGGAAAGUGGCUUUUGGAAUCCCCCGAGUUCAAAGAGUGGGUAGAGACUAGCAAGACAUUGUUUUGCCCUGGUAUGCCUGGAGCUGGGAAAACGAUACUCACCUCUGUCGCAAUUGACGAGCUGAAUAAUCGCUUCCAGGAUGACAAGAGCAUUGGCGUUGCGUACCUUUAUUGUAACUUCCGGCGGCAACACGAGCAGAGGGCCGAAGAGCUCCUAGCGAGCCUGCUGAAGCAGCUAAUUCAACGCCAGCGUUCUAUCCCGAAUAAUGUGCAGACCCUCUAUAAUCGCUAUAAGUGGGAAAAGAAGCAGAUGUCUUUUGCCGAAAUUUUAAGCAGUCUUAGGUUGGUGGCUACAACCAUAUAUUCGAGGGUCUUCAUUAUCGUCGACGCCCUAGAUGAGUGUCAAGUAUCCGACAGUGGCCGAACAAAAUUCUUGGAAGCCAUCCUUAAUCUCCAGGCUGAGUGUAAAACACGCAUAAACAUAUUUGCGACGUCGAGAUUUAUCCCUGAAAUCAGGGAAAGGUUUACGGAUGCUAUUCAGAGAGAGAUCGUUGCACACCCGGACGAUGUACGCAGAUACAUCGACGGUCAUAUCCAAGGUCUCCCUAGGUGUGUACGUCAGAGCCCAGACCUACAGGAUGAGAUAAAGAAGAGGAUUGCGAAUGCUGUUGAUGGAAUGUUCCUACUUGCAAAGCUCUACCUUGAUGCGAUAAAAGGCAAAAAGUCACCAAAGGCUAUUCGGAAAGCUUUAGAAGACUUGCCGAGCGGGUUUCAAGCGUACGAUGAGACAUAUGACAAGGCGUACGAGGAUGCCAUGGAGAGAAUUGAAGGUCAGAUUAGUGACGAAAGGGAGCUUGCCGUGCAGGUUAUCUAUUGGAUCACUUGCGCAAAGACACCUCUUACCACAUCUCAACUUGAGGUCGCACUUGCUAUCGAGCGAGAAUCGUUUGAAUUUGACGAAGAUAAUAUAUGUCCAGUCGAAGACAUGGUCUCUGUAUGCGCCGGGUUGGUUACAAUCGAUGAAGAGAGCGGUAUCAUCCGGUUAGUCCACUACACAGCACAGCAAUACUUCAAGCGGACGCAAGGGAAAUGGUUUCCUCAAAUAGAGACCAAUAUGGCAGCAAUAUGCUGCACAUAUCUCUCAUUUGAACAGUUUGGGAGUGGAAUUUGGCUAGAAGACAAGCAACUACAACAACGGGAGGAGGAUAAUGUGCUCUACAGCUACGCGGCACAUAAUUGGGGGCUCCAUGCUCGCGAGGAUUCGACACUUAUCCCAGAAGUUGCCACUUUCCUCGACAAACAAGAUCAGGUUGAGGCCGCGAGUCAAUCACAACUAUAUGGAGUAAUAACCCAAAUAGCCAUAGUUAGGCUUCACCAACCACGAAAAAUGACGGGGCUACAUUUAGCGGCAUACUUUGGGCUCGAGAAAGCUGUGCAGUUUUUAGUUGGCAGGCAGAGUCCAGAUGCAAAGGAUAGCAACGAGCGAACACCGCUUUCUUACGCAGCUGAGAAUGGGCACGAAGCGGUUGUAAAGUUGCUACUUGCAACAGAUGGUGUCGACCCAUCGUCAAAGCUUACUGGCCUAAGGGUGACAUCUCUAUAUUUCGCUGCUGGAAAAGGCCAUGAGGCGAUUGUGAGGCUGUUGCUUGCCCAGGAGGGUGUCGGCCCAGAAUCUAUGGACUCUUACGGCCAGUCUGUUCUGUCGUUGGCAGCUGAGAACGGACAUCUGCCAAUAGUGAAGCUGCUGCUUGACAUAGAUGGGGUUGACCCAAACCGUAAGGGCGGUAGAAGGGAGGAAACACCACUAUCGUUUGCAAUUAGCAACGGGCAUGUACCGGUAAUCAAGCUGUUGCUUGCCAGAUGUGCCAAGGACGGCAUUAAUACAGACACCCAGGAUGGGCUUGGUGGUUACACACCUCUGCACAGCGCCGCUCAAAGAGGGGACGAAGAAGUAGUAAGGCUACUGCUUGCCCAAAAGGGCGUUAACGUAAAUAACCUUAGCAUGCAGACUUACACGACGCCGAUUGUAGAUGCAGCUGAGGGAGGGCACGAGGUGGUAGUGGAGCUGUUGCUUGCGCACGAGAAUAUUGUCCCAGACUUUCAGGAUUCGCCAUUUAAAGCCACUGCGUUACAAAGGGCUGCUGAGAACGGACACGAAGGGGUCGUGAGGCUAUUACUUGCCCAUAAGGGUGUUAACCCGGACGUGUACGGCCGUGGCGAGUCGGCUUUAAGCCUCGCUGCUCGCAAGGGGCAUAUGGGGAUAGUCCAGCAACUACAAGACCAUAAGAGCAUUAAUAAGGCUUGAAUAAAACGAGAUAAGUCAAAGUACGGCGAAGGUUAAGCGGUACAGCACAAUCUCACGCCUGCUGCUCAAUGUGUGUAACGUCGCCUUUUCUUGAAGGAUGUUAAAUUGAAUCUCCAAACCCCAGAUGUCUAGGUUUAGAAAGCAAGUUGGUGUCUAUCUAUCAGUCUAGGAUAAAGCCGUUUCCUCCACGUGCUGAAGCGCCAAAUACACCUAGGCCACAGUGCUCAGUAGAGCUUUUGAACAAUGUUAUCGUUGUUAUUCUCUUCCCAAGAUUUAGACUGGUUAUGAGACAGCCGGAUAAUGGCUUCCACAUUCUGCUGCACCAGUGGCAGCGCUGCCAACUGAUCAAACCGAGCACGAUCAUUUUCCAAGGCUGCCUUCAAAGGGGCCUGCUCGGCAAUACUAGCCUUGGUGGCCCGAAUUGUCUCGGUAGAAAAGAGCGAAAUCCUCGCAGCCAAACCAUCAACAUGUGCUCGAAGAGCCUUGGCGGUAGGAUGCACGGAAUUUACCCAUCCCACACGAGCUGCUUCGGUAGCAGAGACCUGCGCUGCGGCGAGCAUGUACUCAGACGCACGGCCUGGACCAAUCAACCUCACUAGCUGCUGCAUCCCACCAACAUGAAUAAGUCCGACAGCAGCCUCAGGGGCGCCAAAUUGUGCACCUGGCCCGGCGAAUCUCAUGUCCAUUCGAAGCAGGUGUUCAUCUCCAGCGCCCCAAGCUCGGCCAUUGACCUCGCCGAUAAAAAUGACUGGGGUUGUCAAGAGAAGAUCCAAGUUUGCGUAGUACAUCUCCAAAAGAGCCGAAGAAUUGCGUCCUGGGAUUGCAUCUGGCAGGAAGAUAUUCAGGUCGAUAGGGGCGGCCCAGAAAUCAGCUGUGUCGCUGUCGAAAACCACAACUUUGGUCUCAUUCUGGUUGUUUAAGCUGAGCAUGAGAGCGUUAAAACCGGUGAUGACGUUAGCAUCCCAAAGAUUGACGGGGGGGUUUGAGAGGGUAACGCGUUUGGCGCUGCAUGAGUGAUUGAUGCACGUUUGCUUCAAGACCUCAGCACCGGCGAAGCCAUGCCAGGGCUGAGUGAGAGAAAGAAGGAAGAGGCAUUUGGUUGCGAGUUUGAGGAUGGCCAUGUUUAUUAGAGUAUAAAGUGCGCUUUGUAUCUUAUUCUGAACAGUUCGGCGAUUUAAAUGUAAUUUCUAUGGCAGUAUAUAUAGUCGUUUGCUAGCAA